AUGGCAGUAUUGGAGUGGUCGCGAUUCGAAGGCAUCGACAUCAGCGACCCCUACAAGUACUCAGAAACCAUAACGGAAGCAGCCCACAAGGUGAUAGCUUCUCUCAGCAAGAGCGAAAAAGAGGUUGCGUUAUGCGACCUGGACACAGAAGGCUGGCGGAAAUGGUGCAACCCAGAAUUUGUCUUGUUCAAUUGUGGUCUCCGCCUGGAGCAUAUCGAUGAGACAAAGGUCGGUUACAUCUUGGAUCUGGUUAAGCGCUCACUCAGUGGACGCGGCUGGGCCAAAUUCAGAGGGGCGAUGAAAACAAACAAGUUCCUGGGAGAGAUUUGCGCGAGGCAAGCGAUACUCAACGAGAAGAGCUACUUCUUCACAAUAUUUGGCCAGCCUUCGGAAUCGGAACCGUGGGCUUACAUGCUGUUCGGUCACCACCUCUGCCUGAACGUUUUCAUUGCCAGGCAACAGAUGGUUAUCGGCCCCGUGUUUCUUGGCGCCGAACCAAAUAUUAUCGACCACGGGCCAGAUCAAGGGACUGAACUGUGCGCGGACGAAAGCGGGCUUGGCCUGGAACUGAUGCAGUCGCUCCCUCCAGACUUGCAGCGCAAAGCUCAAAUAUACCCGGCCAUGAUGGAUCCAUCCAUGCCUGAGGACCGGUGGAACCCAGCCGAUCAGCGACAUCUAGCUGGAGCUUUCCAAGACAACCGGGUGAUCCCAUACGAAGGCGUGUUAGCUACAGACAUGACAGCAGAGCAGCAGACAUUGCUCAUGUCAACCAUCGCUGCCUUUUUGGUACUUCUGCCACCAAAGCCACUGAAGUUCCGACUUCAGCAAAUCCAAGAGAAUUUGUCCGAGACUUACUUCUCCUGGAUUGGGGGGUUUGGUCCAGCGGACCCCUUCUACUAUCGCAUUCACAGCCCAGUGGCUUUCAAUCCGCCGGUGUCAUCGUGGUCUCCGGAUGAUUGUUUCGAGAAUGGAACCGGACCUGAGCCACAUGACUUUGGUAACGUCCUGAGCCAGCUCGGCAUAGGGGUGCCUUCCAGCUUCUGGGAGAUGGAUAGAACGGCAUUCACCGAUUUGCCUGACAUUGAUCCCUCCUUCGUAAACAUCGCAGGAGACCCAACAAGCAUACCACAGCUUUUGGGGAGUGGUGCUCUGAGUGGCCAGACUCCGUUUUCGGAUUAUAUGUCGCCAUCCUCCAGGUCAACGGGGAGUCUGACCAACGGCAAGAUCUCAAGUAUUGAGACGUUGACGAGACGAGUGGAUAACUCAGGCUCCCUCCACGGCUCCGAGCCUCCGGCAAUAUACAUUCGCAAGAAUGAAACCGCGGGGCACUACGUUGGUCAGUCGGCGAUGGCUAUCCCACAGAACUCAAGUUGA
Messenger RNA from Diaporthe citri, 1374 nucleotides. RefSeq lists its product as uncharacterized. NCBI's taxonomy places the organism in Eukaryota, Fungi, Ascomycota, Sordariomycetes, Diaporthales, Diaporthaceae. The transcript is spliced from 8 exons. Bases 1 to 1374 code for a protein of 457 amino acids. The record is from RefSeq and is a predicted model, not a curated record.